Molecule: messenger RNA, 2886 nt
Organism: Morchella sextelata
Lineage: Eukaryota; Fungi; Ascomycota; Pezizomycetes; Pezizales; Morchellaceae
Exons: 4
Coding region: 1-2886 (961 amino acids)
Biological process (GO): microtubule-based movement
Molecular function (GO): microtubule binding; microtubule motor activity; ATP binding
Source: RefSeq, a predicted model, not a curated record
AUGGAUCACUCCGAGAGAAGUUUCAUGUACCAGCCCUCCUCAUCUCUUCCCCGACCAGGCAGUAGUAGGAUCCCCCCGCCAACGCCCUCGACAAAAGUCUUAUAUGAAAUGCCGCCUCCAAAUACCACUACACGGCUACCGUCCUACAACACAACCCACAACACAACAACAAACCACAACAACCCUCCUGCUACAAUCAACAACGCCUUCUCUACGGGAAUCCCUAACUCUACUUUCACUAACACUUCUGCAAUCCGCCAGCCCAAUAGCCGUAGUAAUAGUAUCUCCAGCAUGAACAACGACUCUGCAAUGAUGCCUCCACCCUCCCAAGCCGUCACAGCAUCCCUCAAACAAAAAUCUUCAAGUCGGUCUCCUACCUCAUCCUCAUCCUCCUCCACAUCCUCCUCCUCCCGGGACAACAGCGUUGCUCCCACCUCCCCCAGUUCAAUCCCCGUUUUCAAUAAUAAUAAUAAUAAUAAUAAUCCUAAUAAGCGAGAUCUCUCAUGGAAAAGUACUAAAAGGAAGGUAACCACAGUCUCAGGAUCCGGCGGUUUUGGCCAGAAACGCACCACCCUCACGGACCGCGCCGGGCAGCCCGCCAGCGCAAAAUUUUCCUCCGGCACCACCCGCGCUGCGGGCGGCAGCAGCACGGCAUCCCAUGGACGGAGCGCGAGCGGCCAGAUGGGGAGGUCAACCUCGUCGUCGGGCUUCUCAAAGAGCGUCGGCAGCAGGCCCAAUUCGUCGCUCGGAAUACGAGGGGGGGUGCCCGCCCCCGCUCCCAGGACUGGAAUUACGGCCCCCGGACCAAGGCCGACAAGUUCGUUGAGUGAUCGUCCGGAGAGCGGCGGCAGCGGCGGGAUUGAUCCCACUGCUGCUAUACCGAGGCGGAAGGGUAAGAAGCAUAGGGCACCCCCUUCGUUUUCUCCUAGGUUUCAAUGCGUUGACAAUAGCAACUUUCUAGCAUGGGACCUAAAGGGAAGACUCGAGGACACCGAGAGUGCGAUCGAGAUGAUGAGGAGCAUGAUGAUGCAGGAACGUACAGAGUCAAACAAUAUUAAGGAGCAACUUGAGGAUCACAAGUUGAAAGGUAAAGCCAACCCCCCUGUGGGCGAUGUGGAAAGUUCUGUAUCCUCACACAGCGACUUUUUAGCCUACCAACUCGAGACGAUGCGGGUAACCCUCGAAACGAAGAACACGCAGAUGCAGCUCGAACUCGAAAACACCAUGAAGAAGGCCUCGGAGCUCGAGAGACUCCUCGACGACGAGCGAAGAGACCGCCGGCAGGAACGGGACGAUGCAACAAGGAGACUACGCGAUGAAACUGACGACAUUCGACGAAAGUUACGUGACGAGGUCGAAGCGCUAAUCAAAUCAAACAGGGAGGCAAUGGAGAAUUUGGAGCGAAGGGCUCGAAUGGAAAUUGAGGAUGAGCGCGCUGCAAGGCAGAGGGAGGUGCAGGAGAUCUCGACAAGGGCAGCAAUGGAAAGGCAGAAGCUGGAAAUGGAAAUGGGCGGGAGCGCACGGGAAAUCCGGGGACUAAAGGCAGAGCUUGAGGCAACAAUCACCGAGCUUGAGAGGGAAAAGGCCAUGACGGCCAAUUUGAAGUCCACUCUGUCAGAGUCGUCUUCAACCACGCUCCAGCUGGAAUCAUCGGCACGUGCUCUUCGGACCCGGAUUGAAAUGCUUGAGAGCGCUGGACAGUCGCAGGCCCAGAGUUUUGCGGAAUUGGAACAGAGGCUUAGACAGGCCCUAGAGGAGACCGCGAUAGCGAAGGAGAAGCUUAGGGCUGAGGAAACUUUGCGGAGAAAGCUGCACAACCAGGUUCAGGAGCUCAAGGGAAACAUCAGGGUGUUCUGCCGUGUGCGACCAACGCUCCCAGCAGAGGCUGGCGGUGGUGCCGAAAUGCAGUUCCCGGACACGGAUAAGGAGGGCAAAGAGAUCCAGAUCAUCGGUGCAGCGGAGAAGAGCGCUCUGGGAAACGUUGUUACAAAGGCGUAUCCAUUCUCUUUCGACAAAGUAUUUGGACCCACUGCACAGAACCCCGAGGUUUUUGAGGAAAUUUCACAGUUGGUACAGAGUGCUUUGGAUGGAUAUAAUGUGUGCAUUUUCUGUUAUGGUCAAACUGGUUCCGGAAAGACAUAUACCAUGUCCUCUUCGGACGGUAUGAUCCCCAAAGCAGUUCACCAGAUCUACGAAACCGCCAAGCAGCUCGAGGAAAAGGGUUGGACGUACACCAUGGAGGGUCAAUUUGUGGAAGUUUACAAUGAGAACAUCAACGAUCUUCUCGGACAGGCCGACGACUUCGACAAAAAGAAGCACGAAAUCCGGCACGACCCGAAGGAGUGCAAGACGACCAUCACAGAUAUCAAUACCGUAGUGUUGGACAACCCGGCCAAAGUGGAGCAGAUUCUCAACCGCGCUUCAAAGACCCGGUCAGUGGCAGCAACCCAGGCGAACGAGCGUUCCUCGCGAUCACACAGCGUGUUCAUUCUGAAGCUCCGGGGCGUCAACUCGGUCACGGGUGAGAGAAGUGAGGGAACAUUGAACUUGGUAGAUCUGGCCGGAAGUGAAAGGCUGGCACACAGUCAGGCCACCGGUGACAGGCUGAAGGAGACACAGAGCAUCAACAAGAGUCUGAGUUGUCUCGGCGAUGUCAUUGCAGCGCUCGGGAAUGGAAAGGAAGGAGCCCAUAUUCCAUACAGGAACUCCAAGCUUACAUACUUGCUCCAAUACUCGCUUGGCGGCAACAGCAAAUGUCUCAUGUUCGUGAUGGUUUCGCCAAUGCAGGCCCAUUUGGCAGAGACCCUUACGUCCCUCAAGUUUGCAACAAAGGUCAACAACACUUCCAUCGGCACCGCAAAGAAGCAGUCGAAGGUGUCGGUAUAG